This is a messenger RNA of Penicillium digitatum Pd1, 1527 nucleotides long. The record is from RefSeq and is a predicted model, not a curated record. NCBI's taxonomy places the organism in Eukaryota, Fungi, Ascomycota, Eurotiomycetes, Eurotiales, Aspergillaceae.
AUGCCGCUCGACACCUCGACAACAUAUCCCCUGACACGACUACGCCUUGAUGGCCGCCGCUGGAACGAACUCCGUCUGCUCCAAGCCCAGAUCUCAACCAACCCCGCUAGCUCCGGCUCUUCAUAUCUGUCCAUGGGCAACACGUCAAUCAUGUGCUCUGUCCACGGCCCUGCUGAGGGUCGCCGAGGAGAUGGUGGAGGCGGAGCUGCAGGAAGUGGCCACGCGGUUGUGGAGGUAGAUGUCAACGUCGCUGGGUUUGCGGGUGUAGAUCGUAAGCGGAGAGCCGGCGGAAGUGACAGACAAUCAUCGCGAAUCGCUACAACCCUCCGCUCAGCCUUCCAGUCUCACCUCCACACCUAUCUCUAUCCCCACAGCACAAUAAGCAUCCAUGUCUCUGUUCUCUCUGCCGACGGCUCAUUACUCGCCGCGGCGAUCAACGCCUGUACCCUAGCGCUGGUAGACGCCGGAAUCCCCAUGCCAGGACUACUCUGUGGCUGUACUGCCGGUAUGAGCGGUAGCGCCUCUACACCGCGUGACCCACGACACGAUGAGCUCGACCCGCUGCUGGAUCUGUCGCUUCCAGAAGAACAGGAAUUGCCUUCGCUGACUGUCGCGACGACGACAGCAGUGCCCGUUGGCGAGAACAAUAUGGAUGAGGAUGAAGAGGCGAUGAAGGUUGUUUUCGAAGAUCCCCCACAGUCGAUCAUGGAUAUGCACGGGAUGACCAUGUCAGCCACGUCGACAGCCUCGGCUGCUAUGGCCAGCAGCACCGGAAUGGACAUGAGUGGAAUGGGCAUGGGAAAUGACUGCAAAAUCUCGGUUCGUCUAAUACCGCCAGAUUCACUCCUCUAUAUCUUCAAACUUGCUCACACUCAUGAUCAGAUGCUUUGGAACUGGUACACAGUUGACGCAUGCUUCCUCGCCGAAUCAUGGCACGUGAAGUCGCGUGGCAUGUUCGCCGGCUCAUGCAUCGGAGUGAUCUGUCUCGUACUAAGCCUUGAACUCCUCCGCCGUCUGGGCCGAGAAUACGACACAUUUAUUGUGCGCCGAGCCCGUCUUCGAAGACUCUACAUGUCGGGCUCUUCCACCGCGCAGUCAAUUUCCAACGUUCCACUGCGAAGCGAAGAAGGAGACAUCACUAAGCUACCCGGCAACUGCUGUGAUGACAAUGCAGACCCGGACGCUGCGUUCUCUGGCGCAGAAGACAAUGUCAUCACUCCUGUGUCGGGGUCUUCACAGAAAAGAGAUUCAAAGAGGCAGGAUUCUGUUAUUGCUGCUGCACCGGCUAAUACCAUGCGGGAUGUCCAGCGCAUCGAGAGACAAGAGGCUAUGCUUGCCCCGUAUCGUCCGUCGCUUGUUGAGCAUACUGUGCGCUCUCUGAUGCAUAUGGCGCAGUUUGCUGUUGCGUACAUCGUCAUGCUACUUGCCAUGUACUUCAAUGGGUACAUCAUCAUCUGUAUCUUCAUCGGUGCUUUCCUGGGCGCUUUCAUCUUCUCCUGGGAGCCGGUGAACUUGAAUCAGGAGUAA